AUGGCAGAUACAGAUACUCAAGACAAUACAACAACGACAACAGAGAACAAACCAAAACAGUUUGUAAAGAAGAAGGAUAGAAAGGAUUUAGAGAUACCAGAGGGUGUGGAUCCUUGGAAGGCCGUACCGUUGAGCAGAGAUGAUGUGCCAAAGCGUGUGCUCUACGACGACUCUUCAUUCUCUACACUGUUUCCCAAGUACAAAGAGAAGUACUUGAGAGAGAUAUGGCCAUUGGUCGAGAAGCAAUUGGGCGAGCAUGGUAUCGUCUGUAAGAUCGACCUGUUGGAAGGAAGCAUGUCUGUCACCACCACCAAAAAGUGUUGGGACCCUGUUGCUAUCCUAAAGGCACGUGAUCUCAUCAGGCUACUCUCUCGUGCCGUACCCUAUAUUCAUGCAAGCAAGAUUAUGGACGACGAGAACAACUGUGAUAUCAUCAAGAUUGGAGGAUACAUGAGGAAUAAGGAGAGAUUCAUAAAGAGAAGACAGAGAUUGUUGGGACCUGAUGGAGCCACACUCAAGUCAAUUGAGUUGCUGACAAAGUGCUACGUGAUGAUACAGGGAACGACGGUGGCCGCCAUCGGCCCAUGGAACGGCCUGCUUCAGGUGCGAAAGAUCGUCGAGGACUGCAUGAAGAACAUACAUCCCAUCUAUAACAUCAAGGAGCUGAUGAUUAAGCGCGAGCUGAUGAAGGACGAUUCGCUCAAGAACGAGUCGUGGGAGCGCUUCCUGCCCAAGUUCAAAAAGACGAAUGCGCCCUCCAAGAAGGCGCCCAUCGCCAAGAAGAAGAAGGACAAGAACGCGGCGCCAUUCGCACCGGACCAGAUGCCAAGAAAGAUCGAUAUCGAGAUGGCCUCUGGAGAGUACUUCCUGUCGUCGGCCAAGAAGGCCGAGAAGUUGAGGUUGGAGCGCGAGGCCAAGCAGGCUGGAAACUUGGCCAAACGUCAAGAAGAGCGUGCCAAGGCAUUUGUUGCGCCAGCCGAGAAGUCCAAGUCAUCCAACGAUGGUUCGUCCGAAUCACAGUUCACCAACACAUCAGAGUCGCUUCAAAAGAUCAAAUCAAGUUUAGGCAAUAAGAAGAGGAAGGAGACUGAAUCACUGAGUGCUGAUGACUUCAUCCAGAAGAAGAACAAGAAAUAA
Molecule: messenger RNA, 1137 nt
Organism: Acytostelium subglobosum LB1
Lineage: Eukaryota; Evosea; Eumycetozoa; Acytosteliales; Acytosteliaceae
Exons: 3
Coding region: 1-1137 (378 amino acids)
Cellular component (GO): small-subunit processome; nucleolus
Molecular function (GO): RNA binding
Source: RefSeq, a predicted model, not a curated record